AACUAUCUAAAAAUACAUUAAAAUUUCUUCGAGAACAAUUAUUUUAUCCUUUUUUUUUAUUUUUCAAUUGUUUUUGUUUUUUUAGUGAUGAGAAACUAAACUUAAUGAAAAACUACUGUUUAUAAGCCUAUAUCAGUAUCACACACUUUGUGGCCCUUUUUAAUUAAGAUUUAUAUAAGAAAAUCGCUUCGAACAUAAAUAGUGAUAAUGAAACAUUACAUCAUGUUUACCUUUAUUACAAUCCUCUUUAUAUGUGCGAAAGAUUAAGUCAUUAAGAAUUGUAUAGUUAUCGAAAUAGCAAUAAUUAGUAGGAUCGUGUUCUAGCACAUGCAAAUGGAGUGGUUCAAAUUUUCGAUUGAAAUACGAAACUAUUAGUCCUUCUAUUUCAUAACAAGUAUCAUUUUUUAUCAUUUUCCUCUUGUUACAAAAAAAAAUGUCGCUUUACAAUUCUAAUAUAAAUUAUAUUUACUUUCAGUUAAAAAUUAAUUAAAAACUGCAUUGAUUUUAUAAAAAAAAAUUAUUUAUUUCAAAUACUAUUGUCUAAAAAGUAUACUUACAUAUAUUUUCGCCAAUUUCUUAAGCUGUAUAUAAAAAAUCAAAGUGACACUUAUUUAAAAACAUAUAGAAUAUAUAUAUUUAGAAAAAAGAAACGAAACUGUUAUAUGAAGUGAUGAUAUAUAUAAGGCACUUCACUAAUAUAUUGUUUCUACAACUUUGUAAUUUGUAUUAAUAUUAUAAGAUUUUAAAGUUGUUUUAAUUUAUUAUUAUCUUACAAUUUCUCUUCUUCUACCAAUUCUUAUAUGUCUUGAUAUAUUUUACUCAGUUUAUUAAAAGUCUUAAAUACUACACAUUAUUUUUAUGGACUUGACUUACAAAAGUCAACCAAGAUAUAUUUUUGCUUUUGACUAAAGUACCUGAAAUAUCAUAUGCGUGUGUGAUACGGUAAAGUUUCAGUAAACUUUUAUUUCUCCACAAGCUGAUACAUAGCCGCAACUUCAACAGGGCUCAAACUUAAUAAAUUUGUAACAAUCUUUAAUUUCUGAACACGUUAUGAGUAAUCAAAUAUAUAUUACUAAAACUGGAAUAUUUUUGAUAUUGUUUUAAAACAUGAAUAAAUGAAAAUUGUUAUGAAAUAUAAAUAGCAGUAUUUUUAUUAUUUCUUUUUAUUUACACAUUUAAUCAUUGCAUUUACAAUAAAUUAAAUAUUUUUUGUACUUUUUUAUUUAUGGAUUAUGCCACUGUGUUUAAAAUUAAUUUAAAGUAACUAAUUAAAUUUCUGAAGUUUAUCAAACCAAAUUGAUAUUCAUAUAUUAACCAUUUUUAAUAUUAUGUGAAUAUUACUUAAAUCGUCUGUAUUAAAUAAGUAUAACAUUUAUCCUAUAUUACAUCAAAUUACAUUAAAUUAUAAAUUUUAUAAUAAAAUAUUAUAUUCUACUAUAUAUGUAAACUACAAAACAUAAAAAAAUAUAUAUGAAUUUUUUUUAUAAAGCUAGCAUUUUAUAAGUUUACAUUGAAUAUAAGUUAAAUCAAAUAUCCGUGGGGAAGCGCUCAUCAAAUCAAAAUCAAGUUCUAGUAUUUUAUUAGAAUGUGAAACCUACAACGAUCAAGUUGUGAGAGUAGCCUUGAGUCCUCUUGACCCUUGGACCACGAAAUUAAUAUGUUGUUUUUCCUAUAUAAAUAUUCCGGUCCUCAACUACUUGCCUGUUUUCAUUUGAAUCGGCACGAUUACAUGAUAACACCACUAAUGUUGCAUUAUCACUCAAUACUAAAUAUUACUACUAUUUCAUAAUAACGCCAGUUGUGUUUUUCUGUGCACUUGUUUUGAAGCCGAGUGUGUUUAACAAAAAUUAAUUACAUAUAAUAAUCCAUCAGUCUAUUAAUUAACUAAUUGUGGACAAAAAUAAUAACUUGAUAAAAAAAACAAUAAUAAUAGAAAUAAAAUAACAGCGUAGACAUUGUCUUCCGUUGAAUCUUCUUCUUCCUCUGUUGUGGUCUGGUCUUAUUAAAGAGAGAGAGAGAAAGCAAAAACAAAUAUCAGUCCCAAAAACACAAACGAAGAUAAGGCAAUUUUUGAAGAGAGAGAGAAGACUUUCCUGGAAAGUUUAGUGUUCCCCCAAGAAAGUCUGAAUAUUUCAAUCAGAGUUAAGGCAGCUCUCGAGCUAUCUUCAAAGUGGGCCUUAAGCUUAUCUGAGAGAUGGGAGAGUUUGAGUUAGAUAGAGAAGAGAAGUUGAUUACUGCCGCGAACUAUCUCGUUCAUGAACUUAGAUCUGGCAAGAGCCUCACUAGAAACGCUAAGAAGGCUUUAGAGAGUCUCUCAUCAGAGCUGUCUCGUGUAGUGGUGGUGAACUCUGAGGAUGAUAAUAGAUACGAGGAAGAUGAGAUCAAGACACGACUCAACGCUGUCUGCGAGAAGAUCAUGACUCGCGAGGUCGACGAAACCAUGAUCUGGGACUUGGGUUCAGAAGCAGGGAACGAGUUUCUAGACGCUGUGAACGAGCUGAGAGUGUUGAUAGACGGAGGAACAACAGAGGAGGUCUCUCUGAGGAAAGCUCACGACGUUCUCCAAACGGCAAUGGCCAGGCUUGAGGACGAGUUCAAGCAUCUUCUCUCGGAGAACAAGUUACCAUUCGAGCUCGAACACGCUUCCUUUAGGUCUGAUCAUUGCAUUGAAGAAGGCUCUUUCGGUGCUGCUUCCACUGAGGAUUUAAUCAUAGGAAGCAGCAGGAGAAACUCAGAGGAGAUAGUAAUCGAUUUGGUUAGACCUGAGGUUAUAUCAGAUCUCAAGAACAUUGCCAGCACCAUGGUUGCUUCGGGGUACGACCGGGAGUGUCUCCAGGUGUGUACAACGGUUAGAAAAGAGGCUCUUGAUGAGUUUCUUUACCACCACGAGGUCGAGAAGCUGAGCAUUGAAGAUGUGUUGAAGAUGGAUUGGGCUACGUUGAAUACAAACAUCAAGAAAUGGGUUCGGGUGAUGAGAAGCAUCGUGCAGGUGUACUUAGUUAGCGAGAAGUCUCUGAACGAUCAGAUCUUCGGGGAGGAAGAGGAGGAGGAGGAGUCUGUAACGUGUUUUGUCGAUACAGUGAAGGCUCCUGUGAUGCAGCUGCUUAACUUCGGUGAGGCCGUGUCUCUCGGGCCGCGACAGCCCGAGAAACUCCUCAGGAUUCUUGAAAUGUAUGAGCUGGCUUCCGAGCUAUUACCUGAGAUUGAUGUACUCUUCUCAGGUAAUCAGCUCGGCUCCUCCGUGAGGGGAGAGUACAGAGAAGUGAUGAGGAGGCUCGGGGAAUGCGCGAGAGCGACGUUCCUCGAGUUCAAAAGCGCUAUUGCCUCUGAUGUUUCCUCUCAUCCUUUCCCUGGAGGAGCGGUCCACCCGCUUACUAACUACGUUAUGAACUACCUCAUGGCGUUGACGGACUUUAGUCAGACGCUAGACUCGCUUCUCAUGGAGCAUGAUGAUGUGGAGGAUCUCUCAAUACCACCGUCGCCGGAUGUUAUUAGUCCGGCGAUGGUGGUUGAAGAAGAGUCUGCUUACGAGAACUCUUCUUCGCCGGAGAAGUUUUUGGCCAUGACUAAGCAUUUCUACUCUAUUACAUCUGUUCUUGAAGCUAAUCUUGAAGAGAAAGCGAAGCUGUACAGAGAUGUGUCUCUGAGGCACAUCUUUCUCUUGAACAACAUACAUUACAUGACAAGGAAAGUGCUUAAGUCCGAGCUGAAGCAUAUCUUUGGCGACAAGUGGAACAGAAAGCAUACGUGGAAGUUUCAGCAGCAAGCGACGGAGUACGAACGCUCCACCUGGCUUCCUGUCCUGUCUUUCCUCAAGGAUGAUACUUCAGGUUCUGGCUCUGGUUCAGGUUCAAGAAGCUUGCGGCCGAGGGAGAGGUUUCAAGGAUUCAACACUGCGUUUGAGGAAGUGUACAAGGCGCAGACCGGGUGGCUGAUCUCGGACGAGAGGCUGAGAGAAGAUGUGAGGACGAAGGCGUCCAUGUGGGUGAUUCAAGCGUACUGGACGUUUUACAGUAGACACAAGAACAAUGUGAGUGAGAGGUAUAUCAAGUACAGUACUGAUGAUCUUGAGAAGCUCUUGUUGGAUCUCUUUGCUGGUUCUUCUAAAUCCUUGAACAAUUCUUACAGAAGAUGAAGUGAAUCAGAUGAUUGAACUUUAUGUUAUUGGUAUACACAUGUUUGUAUUGAAUUUAUUUGACCUUUGUAAUAUUUAUAUUCAUCAUUUCAUGAA
Messenger RNA from Brassica rapa (field mustard), 4231 nucleotides. RefSeq names its product exocyst complex component EXO70E2. Gene Ontology annotation, cellular component: exocyst. Gene Ontology annotation, biological process: exocytosis. NCBI's taxonomy places the organism in Eukaryota, Viridiplantae, Streptophyta, Magnoliopsida, Brassicales, Brassicaceae. Gene Ontology annotation, molecular function: phosphatidylinositol-4,5-bisphosphate binding. The record is from RefSeq and is a predicted model, not a curated record.